This is a messenger RNA of Notothenia coriiceps (black rockcod), 840 nucleotides long. Its product is annotated as dickkopf-related protein 2-like. Gene Ontology annotation, biological process: negative regulation of canonical Wnt signaling pathway; multicellular organism development. Gene Ontology annotation, cellular component: extracellular region. The record is from RefSeq and is a predicted model, not a curated record. Gene Ontology annotation, molecular function: receptor antagonist activity; co-receptor binding. Lineage: Eukaryota; Metazoa; Chordata; Actinopteri; Perciformes; Nototheniidae. The transcript is spliced from 4 exons. Bases 1 to 840 code for a protein of 279 amino acids.
AUGCACCCUCACUCGGUGCUGAUGGUGAGUCUCGCGCUCGUGCUCGUGACGUGUUCGCGCGGAAGGGAGGCUCGUGUCAGACUGAACUCCAUCCGCACGGUGAUCCUGGGGGAGGGGCACGCGCUGCCGGUGAACAGGAGCACGUGGGAGCCCAGUCUGGACCUGACGCUGUAUCAGUGCAUGAGCGACCUGGAGUGCCGCGAGGGCAGCUACUGCCACGCCCCCACCAAAGGCCCCGCCCACUCCCGCUGUCAGACCUGCCGCAGGAGGAAGAGGCGUUGCCAUAGAGAUGGCAUGUGUUGUCCUGGAAACAGCUGCAGCAACAAUAUCUGCGUUCCAGAGGACAACAGCUUUGUGUCUCAGACGAUCCCCGACGGAGAGAUGAGUACUCUGUCCAAGAAGAGAGGCUGGAGGAAGAGGAGCCGGAUGGAGCCCAAAGGAUCCUCCAGUAAAGGUCAGGUGGGCGACCCGUGCCUCCGCUCCUCAGAUUGUUCCGAGGCGUUGUGUUGCGCCCGUCACUUCUGGACCCGAAUCUGUAAGCCGGUGUUGCGGGGGGGACAGGUUUGCACGCGCCACCGGCGGAAAGGGAACCAUGGGCUGGAGCUGUUCCAACGCUGCUCGUGUGGGGACGGACUUAGCUGCCGGACGCUGCGAGACCCCGACGCCAAACCUUCAUCGUCAUCGCCAUCAUCUUCACUCAUGGCGGCGGUGGCGAAGUCAAAGUUUGCAGCGUCUUCUUCUUCUCAUCACACUUCACUUUCGUCCUCUUCUGCAGGAAAGUUAGCGUCGGCAUCUCCAGACGUGGCGAAAACACGACUUCACGUGUGCCAGAAACGAUAA